AUGGGGGCGGGAUCUGCCUGCUUGAAUCUGUCCGUAUUCCGCGUGGCCUUGGGGCGUGGCAGCGUGCGAGGCCUUGAUUGGAUGCCGGCGCAUGGCUAUGUCAUUCUGAAGCGGCGAUCGCUGCCGCAGCGCACGCGCGGUUUCACGGUGAAUUCAUCGCCCAGAAACCAGCCCAGCGCCGCCGCCUGGCUCCUUGGAUGCUCGCCGUCGGCGUCGACGCGGCAACUGAACGCGCAGGCAGCGGAGCUUGGAGCUUCCGAGCUGAGCACCACCGAGCUCGCCGAGAAUCUCGAGAUCCGAGAGAGCGCUGCGCACGCGAGGCAUUCGUUCGAAUGGCUUCCGGCAACUCGCUCGCGCGCGCACAGGCACGCCAGCCAGCAGGACUCGGCCGCGAUGGCGCCUUCAUGGCGAGCGUCCGGCGACUCCAUUCGUCUACGCCCGUUUCUAUCUCUAGGGCUCGGGCUGCCUCGUCACAUUGCUUCGUCGCAUGUGGCGACCACGAUGCUCCGGCAUCGAUGCCGGCCCAGCCGCGCGGGCCAAUCCGAGGCCGAUCCAGCAUGGGCGCCGUCCUUUGCCGCGUUGAACCUGGCUGCUUGGGUUCGUCCGCCCGACGCGCGACGUGAGCGAGCGAUUUGGCGCGCUUUGCGUCGCGCAUUCCUGAAGAUCCGUCGCCACGACGGCAGCAGUACGGGGCCGUCUGUCUGCCUGCCUGCCUGCCUGCCUGCCUGCCUGCCUGCCGCGGCGCCGCCGUAG
This is a messenger RNA of Phytophthora sojae, 753 nucleotides long. RefSeq lists its product as hypothetical. The record is from RefSeq and is a predicted model, not a curated record. Lineage: Eukaryota; Oomycota; Peronosporomycetes; Peronosporales; Peronosporaceae. The coding region runs from base 1 to 753 and encodes 250 amino acids. The transcript has 3 exons.